Molecule: messenger RNA, 1791 nt
Organism: Sardina pilchardus (European sardine)
Lineage: Eukaryota; Metazoa; Chordata; Actinopteri; Clupeiformes; Clupeidae
Gene: sde2
Product: SDE2 telomere maintenance homolog (S. pombe)
Exons: 7
Coding region: 39-1337 (432 amino acids)
Cellular component (GO): nucleus
Source: RefSeq, a predicted model, not a curated record
GCUUGCCGUACCGGAAGAGAAACAUUCAGUCAAGCAACAUGGAUGUGUUUGUGAUUUCACCAUCUCUUCAAUCGAAGACCUUAACGUUUCUUCCAGGAUCGACUGUUCAGAAUUUAAUUGAGCUAUUUACCCUUGAAGAUGGUAUUCCCGCAACCGACUUCUACGUUAAAAACAAUGGCCGGCUGUCGUCCAGUGAAGAUGAACUUCAGACUGGGGCUGUGUAUCGUUUGGAGCCUCGCUUGUUCGGUGGGAAAGGAGGUUUCGGGUCCAUGCUCCGAGCGCUGGGGGCGCAGAUAGAGAAGACCACCAACCGCGAGGCCUGCAGGGACCUGAGCGGACGAAGACUGCGAGAUGUCAAUCACGAGAAAGAGAUGGCGGAGUGGCUGAAGAAGCAGGCGGACCGCGAGGCGGAGAAGGAGCAGCGGCGUCUGGACCGGCUGCAGAGGAAGCUGGCCGAGCCCAAGCACUACUUCAGCGACCCCGACUACGAGCGCCAGUGCCACGACCUGUCCGAGCGGCUCGAGGACUCCGUCCUCAGAGGGAUGCAGGCGGCCUCCAGUGGUCUGGUGCAGGCGGACGAGGGACCCAGCCGUAAACGCCCGGCGACCGCCGCGGUCACUAAGGCCACCAGCGCACCCAAGCCUGGCAAGAAGAAGUGCCUCUGGACCGGUAUGGGAGACCUGGCCGUCUCCGACGAGGACAGUGACUCCGCCAGCGACGACGACGGCGCCUCUCCGUGUGUGUCCUCUAGCGCCUCCUGCCGUUCAGGAGCAUACACUGCACGCAAAUCAGCAGUAGCAGCAGCAUCAGUCGCCCACAUCACGUCCCAGGAGAGCCCCAGCAGCAGCAGCUCCUCCUCCAGCUCAGGGGCCAGCUCCCCCCAGAGAAGCCCAGCACAGGAGCCCCACCCUGGGCAGACCCAGAGCGAAGCAGCACCCCAGCAGGAGGAGGCCCAGGAGGGGACUGGGGCACCAGGCGAGGCCCAGGCUGCAGGGCCUGCGCAGGCCUCGGUGGCUGCAGUGGACGCAGAGGAGGCUGAGAAGCCGGAGGAGGAAAAGAUGGACACGGGAUCACAGCAGGCGGUCAGCAGCAGCACCAGCAAGAGCGCAGCACCAGAGGUUCCCGCGGGCCCCCUGGACCUGAGUGCGGUGGACAGCGUGGAGCAGCUGGAGGCCGUGGGCCUGGACCGCCUGAAGGGGGCGCUGAUGGCGCGCGGCAUGAAGUGCGGAGGGACGCUGCAGGAGCGCGCCGCACGCCUCUUCUCCGUCCGAGGCCUCGCCCCCGACCAGAUCGACCCCGCCCUCCUCGCCAAGCCCGCCAAGGGCAAGAAGAAAUGAGAGAACCCGAGAGAGAGACCCUGGCUGUAGAAAAUAAAAAGGGAACUGGAUUAACUAGAUUAUUUUAAAUAUUCCAGAUAUUCCAGGAUGUGUCAAUAAGGGUUUGUGUGGGAAUAUGGAAAGGAACGGUGUGGAGAUGAUGGACCCUGGGACCCCUUCUCUUUUCUUCAGCCUUUUUUUUUUAAGUUUCUAGACCAUGUACCUAUAUUCUUUUUAAGUUUUGUUUUGUUUGGCGGAAAGGUCAGAGCUGCAGUAUUGUCUUGACUGUGUCUGUUUCUGUAUUUCUGAUUCACAAUUCUGCUGAUUUUUGUAAAUAAGCAAAAGGGGCCACUUUGGCUCUAAUGUGAUUGCAUAUGUGUGUGGGAAACCAGGUGUAUGGGUUUCAUGUCCAUAUGUUCAGUUGCUCAGAUAUUACAUUUAUAACUGAAAUAAACAAAAACAUCUGUUUCUUAAA